Molecule: messenger RNA, 1830 nt
Organism: Guyanagaster necrorhizus
Lineage: Eukaryota; Fungi; Basidiomycota; Agaricomycetes; Agaricales; Physalacriaceae
Product: glycoside hydrolase
Exons: 17
Coding region: 178-1830 (550 amino acids)
Biological process (GO): carbohydrate metabolic process; mannose trimming involved in glycoprotein ERAD pathway
Cellular component (GO): endoplasmic reticulum; membrane
Molecular function (GO): calcium ion binding; mannosyl-oligosaccharide 1,2-alpha-mannosidase activity
Source: RefSeq, a predicted model, not a curated record
CUGCACGUACCUUGAUCAUGUCGGACUACCGGGAUAUUAUUUCUUCUCCUCCCGUCCUCCUUUUCUCUUCGCUUUCUAUCGAUAAUUUAUUCUUGUGCGGACGGCGGCAGCCGUGCGACAGUUCGGAGCAGCCAGUGUUCCAUUCGGCCGCAGCAGGCUGGCAAGUUACCCUCAAAUAUGCCAGUAAUCUCUCGCAAACUCAUUCGGUUUCUACCGCUAGCGUGCAUUUGCGUUCUACUCCUUCUCCUCGGGAAUUGGCGCCGCUCCCCGGAUAGAUGGAGUUUGACUGCGACGUACAAUGAGGAGGCGUACAUGAAGCCGGAUGCUGCGUCGGAAAAGAGGGCUGAGAUUGUUGGCGCUUUCAAGCAUGCAUGGCAUGCCUAUGAAAGAGAUGCAAUGGGAGCAGACGAGUACCACCCUCUCUCGCACAAGGGCUCAAAUUUCUCCGUUCACGGAGGCAUCGGGUACACCAUCGUCGACGCCAUAGACACGAUGUAUAUCAUGGGUCUGAAUGACGAGUAUGCACGAGCGCGGCGGUGGGUCGAACAGAGUCUCUCGUUUGAUAAGGAAGGAUCAUUUAGCACAUUCGAGACUACGAUCCGCGUUCUUGGUGGUCUUCUUUCGGCAUUCACCCUCACUCGGGACAGGCUCUAUGUUCAUCGCGCCAUAGAGCUCGCAGAUCGGCUACUACCCGCCUUUGAUACCAACUCGGGCUUACCCCUUCCAUCUGUCAACCUUGCUCGUCGAGUGGGUAUCCCGGAUUCUGCGGCGCCUGAAAUCAUUAGUACUGCCGAAGCUGCGACGUUGCAGCUUGAAUUUCGGUAUCUAGCUCAGUUGGCGAAGCGGCCUGAUUUCUGGCGUAAAUCGGAAAAGGUUAUGCAUGUGAUACAUGACCUUUUGGACAAGGCGGAGGGUUUGACACAUCUUGCGCCAAUACUGAUGAAGCAUUCCAAAGGCCUUUUCGUGACCUCAGAUAUACGUCUCGGUUCCAGAGGCGGUUCUUAUUAUGAGUAUCUACUAAAACAAUUCCUCCAGACUAACCGAACAGAAUGGUUGUAUCGCGAGAUGUACGAAAAGUCGACGCGAAGCAUUCACACUCGAAUGGUGCAAAGAACCUAUCGAGAGAAGCUGGUUUUCAUCGCGGAACUACACCCUGGCUCACUGCUGCACCCAAAGGUAAUACCGAAGCAAGACCAUCUAGUAUGCUUCUUCCCCGGCACACUCAUGCUCGGCGCCGUAACGGGGAUCUCGAGGAACCGACUGACCAUCCCACCCAAAGUGGAACAAAUGUCCGUUACGUCUCAGCGUGACUGGUAUCUGGGAUUGGAGCUACUGGACUCGUGCAUGGAGACCCAUAAUACAGAGACUGGUCUCGCUCCCGAAAUUGCGAUGUUCAAAAUAGACGAGGCAGACAAGGGUAAAGGUCACCCCGAACGGGACUGGUACAUCAAAAGUUCCAAGAAAGGAGGGCCAGCAUCGUAUGAUGCUAGAUAUAUGCUGCGGCCUGAAACUGCCGAAUCCCUCUUCAUCGCCUGGCGCCUCACACAUGACAGUCGAUACAGAAAAUACGCGUGGGAUAUCUUCUCUGCUAUUCAGAAACACUGUCGUUUGAAGAAUGGUGGGUAUGCGACCAUCCUAGAUGUAGAUACCGUCCCAGUGUCGCUAGAAGAUAAGCAAGAGACAUUUUUCCUGAGCGAGACGUUGAAGUAUCUCUAUCUGACGUUCUCGGAUGAUGAUGUGCUUUCGCUGAAAGAUUAUGUGUUCAAUACUCAGGCACAUCCGUUACCAGUGUUCAAACCCAACGCGGGCCUUAGGCAUGCAUAUACGUAA